Molecule: messenger RNA, 1868 nt
Organism: Ailuropoda melanoleuca (giant panda)
Lineage: Eukaryota; Metazoa; Chordata; Mammalia; Carnivora; Ursidae
Product: calpain-8
Exons: 19
Biological process (GO): proteolysis
Cellular component (GO): cytoplasm
Molecular function (GO): calcium-dependent cysteine-type endopeptidase activity
Source: RefSeq, a predicted model, not a curated record
AUGUCAGGCCCCGCGGCCAGAGUAGCCCGGCAGCGGGCUGCAGCCAAAGGGCUUGGCUCCCACCAGAAAGCCGUGAAGUACUUGGGCCAGGACUUCGAGAGUCUGAGGCGGCAAUGCUUGGACUCAGGGGUCCUCUUUAAGGACCCAGAGUUCCCUGCUUGCCCAUCCGCCUUGGGCUACAAGGAUCUGGGACCAGACUCUCCCCAAACCCAAGGCAUCGUCUGGAAACGGCCCAUGGAAUUGUGCCCCAGCCCCCAGUUUAUCGUGGGUGGAGCCACGCGCACAGACAUCUGUCAGGGGAGCCUAGGUGACUGCUGGCUGCUGGCCGCCCUUGCCUCCCUGACCCUGAACGAAGAGCUGCUCCGCCGUGUGGUCCCCGGGGGCCAGGAUUUCCAGCAGAACUACGCAGGGAUCUUUCAUUUUCAGUUCUGGCAGUACGGUGAGUGGGUGGAAGUGGUUGUGGAUGACAGGCUGCCCACCAAGGACGGGGAGCUGCUCUUUCUGCACUCGGAGACGGGCAGCGAGUUCUGGGGAGCGCUGCUGGAGAAGGCCUAUGCCAAGCUCAACGGUUCCUAUGAGGCUCUCACUGGACGGUCUACGGUGGAGGGGUUUGAGGAUCUCACGGGUGGCAUCUCUGAGUUUUAUGACCUGAAGAAGCCCCCGGCCUGCCUAUUUCAGAUCAUCCGUAAGGCCCUCCGUGCGGGGUCUCUGCUGGCUUGCUCCAUUGAUGCCUCCAGUGCAGCCGAAGUGGGAGCAGAGGCUACCACCUGCCAGAAGCUGGUGAAGAGCCAUGCCUACUCCGUCACUGGAGUCCAAGAGGUGGAUUUCCAGGGCCGUCCUGAGAAGCUGAUCAGACUCCGGAACCCGUGGGGCGAAGUGGAGUGGACGGGAGCCUGGAGUGACGAGGCCCCAGAGUGGAAUGACAUAGACCCCAGGCAGAAGACGGAGCUGGACACGAAAGCGGAAGACGGCGAGUUCUGGUGAGCAUGGCGUCCCUUCUUCUCCCCCUUUACCCUCGUCCCCAAAGAGCUGGAGAGCCACACGGACGCGCCCCUCGGCCAGAACUUCUUCCUGGGCCGCCAGCCCUCUGCACACGCCAGUGCCCUUGCCAGCCUGCGGGAGGUGUCCGGCCGGCUGCAGCUGCCCCCGGGGGAGUACCUGCUGGUGCCGUCCACCUUCGAGCCCUUCCAGGACGGAGACUUCUGCCUCAGGCUGUUCUCACGGAAGGCCAAGGCCCUGGAGAUGGGGGCUGUGGUGGCUGGAAACCCACAUGAGCCGCACCCCGGCGAAGAGCACCAGGAGGACGGCCAGUUCCGGAGCCUGCUGGGAAAGCUUUCAGGGAAGGAUGCUGAGAUCGGUGCCCGUGAACUCAGGACAGUUCUGAAUGAGGCGUUUUCCAAAGAAACAGACGUAAAAUUCUGUGGAUUUGACAUCAACACUUGUAGGGAGAUGAUAAGCUUGAUGGACAGCAGUGGCACGGGCACCUUGGGGCUGGCGGAACUCAGGACGCUCUGGCUGAAGAUUCGGAAGUGCCUGGACAUCUACCGGGAAACUGAUUACAACCGCUUGGGGACCAUUGAGGCCCAUGACAUGAGGGCGGCCCUUAGGAAGGCAGGUGAGGACACGUUUCACGCUCAGCACCUGCGGUAUGCAGACGGCAGACUCAGCAUCGACUUCGAUGGCUUCGUGGCCUGUGUCAUUCGCCUGGAGACCCUCUUCAAACUGUUCAGGCUGCUGGACAAGGACCAGAGCGGCACAGUCCAGCUCUCCCUGGCUGAGUGGCUGUGCUGCGUGUUGGUCUGACCUGCGUGUGGACGUCGGUGAUGCUCCACGCCAGCUCACCUGCCACCUCUUUCCUCUUCUUCACA